This is a messenger RNA of Talaromyces rugulosus, 879 nucleotides long. RefSeq lists its product as uncharacterized. NCBI's taxonomy places the organism in Eukaryota, Fungi, Ascomycota, Eurotiomycetes, Eurotiales, Trichocomaceae. The record is from RefSeq and is a predicted model, not a curated record. The transcript is spliced from 3 exons. Bases 1 to 879 code for a protein of 292 amino acids.
AUGGUUCCCACCGUUAUCGCGCGGGCAGCAGCGCCCUUGGUCCGGGCUACUACUACAAAAGCUCCGUAUCCCGCUGUCGGCCGCCGCGUCUUGUUGCGACUCGCCAGCCCACGUCUGUACUCAACAGUGUGCCCGACAGCAACGCCACCCAAGCCCCCCUCAAGACUGCGUCGUGCUCUCGGCUUCACUUCGCUCGCCGUGGUUGCGUUUUUCGCCGGUCUGUCUGUCGCUCCAUUCCAAGCCGCCAACAAAAUCAUGGCUGUCGGGAUCCCUACCGACGAGGAGACGCUGGAGAUCUUCCAGCCGGUCGACGAGCUCUCGCAGCGGAUUGAGGAGCACAUCAAGACGCACGCGCUGGCCCAGGAACUACGAUCCCAAGCCGAUUUCAUCGAAUCGCGGCCUCAUCUGAAGAUCCCGGACACCCUGCGAGACCGACAUUUGACGGCGGGCACGCUGGCCGGUCCCGAUCGCAUCGUCGUGCCGCCGUACGUCUGGUCGGAGAAGUCGGGCAAGGAAUUGGUCUCGAUUUUCUACCUCGGCGAUGCGCUGAACGGCCACCCGGGCAUUGUCCAUGGAGGACUGCUGGCGACUAUCCUGGACGAAGGUCUGGCGCGCUGCUGCUUUCCGGCGCUGCCGAAUCGUAUUGGUGUGACGGCCAAUCUCAACAUUGACUAUCGACAGCCCGUCAAGGCAGACACCUAUGUUGUGCUUCGGGCUACGACUGUCAAGGCCGAGGGCCGCAAGGCCUGGGUGGAGGGCCGUCUGGAGACGCUGCCUGAGGGCGAUGAGAAGCCUGUGUUGCUGGUUGAGGCCAAGGCUCUUUUUAUAGAGCCCAAAUUUGCGUCGAAAUUGCCCGCCAUCACCAAGGCCGUGACCUAG